This is a messenger RNA of Molossus molossus (Pallas's mastiff bat), 1489 nucleotides long. It is a transcript of the gene CHRM4, whose product is annotated as cholinergic receptor muscarinic 4. The record is from RefSeq and is a predicted model, not a curated record. Gene Ontology annotation, molecular function: G protein-coupled serotonin receptor activity; G protein-coupled acetylcholine receptor activity. Lineage: Eukaryota; Metazoa; Chordata; Mammalia; Chiroptera; Molossidae. Gene Ontology annotation, biological process: G protein-coupled receptor signaling pathway, coupled to cyclic nucleotide second messenger; chemical synaptic transmission; regulation of locomotion. The coding region runs from base 42 to 1475 and encodes 477 amino acids. The transcript has a single exon. Gene Ontology annotation, cellular component: plasma membrane; dendrite; synapse.
UCCCUCCUCCAGAAACUGCCCACCUGGUGCUGCUAUCCAACAUGGCAAACCCCACGCUGGUCAAUGGCAGCUCGGGCAACCAGUCUGUGCAUCUGAUCACAUCAACCCACAACCGCUAUGAGACAGUGGAGAUGGUAUUCAUCGCCACGGUGACAGGCUCGCUGAGUCUGGUGACGGUGGUAGGCAACAUCCUGGUGAUGCUGUCCAUUAAGGUCAACAGGCAGUUGCAGACAGUCAACAACUACUUCCUCUUCAGCCUGGCAUGUGCUGACCUCAUCAUAGGCGCUUUCUCCAUGAACCUCUACACCGUGUACAUCAUCAAGGGCUACUGGCCUCUGGGCGCUGUGGUCUGUGACCUGUGGCUGGCCCUGGACUAUGUGGUGAGCAAUGCCUCUGUGAUGAACCUUCUCAUUAUCAGCUUUGACCGGUAUUUCUGCGUCACCAAGCCCCUCACUUACCCAGCCCGGCGUACCACCAAGAUGGCAGGCCUCAUGAUCGCUGCCGCCUGGGUCCUGUCCUUCGUGCUCUGGGCGCCUGCCAUCUUGUUCUGGCAGUUUGUGGUGGGCAAGCGGACAGUUCCUGACAACCAGUGCUUCAUCCAGUUCCUGUCCAACCCGGCGGUGACCUUCGGCACAGCCAUCGCUGCCUUCUACCUGCCCGUGGUCAUCAUGACGGUGCUCUACAUUCACAUCUCCCUGGCCAGCCGCAGCCGCGUUCACAAGCACCGGCCCGAAGGCCCGAAGGAGAAGAAGGCCAAGACUCUGGCCUUCCUCCAAAGCCCCCUGAUGAAGCAGAGCGUCAAGAAGCCCCCGCCCAGAGAAGCUGCUCGAGAGGAGCGCAACGGGAAGCUGGAGGAGGCUCCUCCGCCUGUCCUGCCACCCCCGCCACGCCCCGUGGCCGACAAGGACACUUCCAACGAUUCCAGCUCAGGCAGUGCCACCCAGAACACCAAGGAACGACCACUCACAGAGCUGUCAACCACAGAGGCCACCACACCUUCCACGCCCGUGCCUCGCCUACAGCCACGAGCCCUCAACCCAGCCUCUAAAUGGUCCAAGAUCCAGAUUGUGACGAAGCAGACAGGCAACGAGUGUGUGACAGCCAUCGAGAUUGUGCCUGCUACGCCAGCUGGCAUGCGUCCAGCAGCCAACGUGGCCCGGAAAUUUGCCAGCAUCGCCCGCAACCAGGUACGCAAGAAGCGGCAGAUGGCAGCCCGGGAGCGCAAGGUGACACGGACCAUCUUUGCCAUUCUGUUGGCCUUCAUUCUCACCUGGACGCCCUACAACGUUAUGGUCUUGGUAAACACCUUCUGCCAGAGCUGCGUCCCUGAGACAGUGUGGUUCAUUGGCUACUGGCUCUGCUAUGUCAACAGCACCAUCAACCCUGCCUGCUACGCCCUCUGCAAUGCUACCUUCAAAAAGACUUUCAAGCACCUGCUGCUAUGCCAGUAUCGGAACAUUGGCACUGCCAGGUAGGCAGGCAGGGGUGC